Molecule: messenger RNA, 276 nt
Organism: Spodoptera littoralis (African cotton leafworm)
Lineage: Eukaryota; Metazoa; Arthropoda; Insecta; Lepidoptera; Noctuidae
Source: the annotation of a GenBank genome assembly
AUGGUAACGUCAAACAAACUGUCAAGGUGUCGUUCGCGAAUGCGCUUCGAAACAACGAUAAUAACAAAACAAAACGAGGAAAACUCUUCAAAGGUUGUAGUGAAAAAUAGAAUAAUUGGAGGUGGAGGUGCUUUCCUCGUGAUGUCGUACCCACACUUCCUGUUCGCUGACAACGUAUAUCGAAACAGUGUGGUUGGUAUGUGGCCGGACGAAGACAAACACAAGAUAUUUGUGGACAUAGAACCGAUGUUCAUAAAGAAUCAAAUCGUUAAUUAA